AUGUAUCUAUCGCACAGGUCUGUUCAUUAUCUAUCGAUCUCACAGUCUGUUCAUGAUCUAUCUAUCUAUCUAUCUAUCUAUCUAUCUAACAGACUGAUCAUUAUAUAUCUGUAUAUCUCACAAACUGUUCAUUAUCAAUCUAGCUACCUCACUACCUCAGUCUGUUCAUAUCUAUCUAUCUAUCUAUCUAUCUAUCUAUCUAACAGACUGAUCAUUAUAUAUCUCUACCUCAGUCUGUUCAUAUCCAUCUAUCUAUCUAUCUAUCUAUCUAACAGACUGAUCAUUAUCUAUCUGUAUAUCUCACAAACCUUUCAUUAUCUAUCUAGAUACUUCAGUCUGUUCAUAUCUAUCUAUCUAUCUAUCUCACAGACUGUUCUUUAUCUAUAUCUACCUCAGUCUAUUCAUAUCUAUCUAUCUAUCUAUCUAUCUAUCUAUGUUUUCACGAUAAAAUUAAAUAAUCGGUUGAUAUCUAUCUAUCUAUCUAUCUAUCUAUCUAUCUAUCUAUCUAUCUAUCUAUCUAUUUCAAUUGGUUUAAAUCUAUCUAUUUAUGUAGACUGUUGUUAUCUAUCUAUCUAUCUAUCUCAGUUCUUGAUAUCUGUUUAUCUAUCUACGUUCAUGUUUUCCCAAUGA
Messenger RNA from Acanthosepion pharaonis, 630 nucleotides. NCBI's taxonomy places the organism in Eukaryota, Metazoa, Mollusca, Cephalopoda, Sepiida, Sepiidae. The record is from the annotation of a GenBank genome assembly.